Nannospalax galili (Upper Galilee mountains blind mole rat) is the source of this 2625-nucleotide messenger RNA. RefSeq lists its product as uncharacterized. Gene Ontology annotation, molecular function: aspartic-type endopeptidase activity; nucleic acid binding; zinc ion binding. The transcript is spliced from 3 exons. Lineage: Eukaryota; Metazoa; Chordata; Mammalia; Rodentia; Spalacidae. The record is from RefSeq and is a predicted model, not a curated record. Gene Ontology annotation, biological process: virion assembly; proteolysis.
GUCUGGACAAGGAACCUCCUUGUCAUCUGUUACACCGAGCUGCACAUCUGAGUCAGUGUCUGUGUUUCUGUAUUACUGUGUAUUUGUGUUGGUCGUGACCGAACUCCAAUGGUCUGGGGAGCCCGAUAUUUUGGAGCUCAGCACACAUCUGAAGGAUACGUGUCCCUGAGGAGCGAAGUGUCAACCUCGCCGUCUGAUUUUAUAUUUUCAGUUUUUCUCCAGAGUCGCGCUAAGCGGUACCUUGUCGCCGGCUGUCUAUUUUUGUUGUUUCUGUUGUUUGUCUGCCUCAUUGUGAUUUUAGAAUACCCCAAAAUGGGACAACAACUAACCACCCCCCUGAGUUUAACUCUAGAUCACUGGAGAGAAGUUAAGAGCCGAGCUCACAAUCAAUCUGUGGAAAUCAAGAAGCACCAAUGGAUAACCUUUUGUUCCUCCGAGUGGCCCACGUUUAAUGCUGCUGCGGCGGUUCCAGAUGACGUCCAAGCAGAGGGACCGGAGGUCGCUCCCUCUCCCAUUGCGGGUCGACUCAGAGAGAGGAGAGGACAGGGAGAUUCCUCACACAUCCUGCCCCUCCGACUCGCAGGAGGGGAAGGAAACCAGUUUCAGUAUUGGCCCUUCUCCGCUUCAGACCUGUAUAACUGGAAAACUCAUAACCCGUCCUUUUCCCAAGACCUGCAGGCCCUAACAGCCCUGAUAGAAUCUAUCCUCCUUACCCACCAACCCACGUGGGAUGAUUGCCAACAGCUCCUGCAGGUCCUCCUAACUACGGAGGAAAAGCAGAGAGUCAUUCUGGAAGCCCGAAAGCAUGUCCCGGGGGCAGACGGGAGACCAACCCAACUGCCAAACGAGAUCGAGGCUGCCUUUCCCCUCACCAGACCCUCUUGGGAUUUCAACAUGGCUGAAGGUAGGGAACACCUACGUCUUUAUCGCCAGGUGCUUGUAGCGGGCCUCCAAGGGGCAGGGAGACGCCCCACCAAUUUGGCCAAGGUAAGGUCAGUGACACAGGGAGCAGACGAGCCGCCCACUGUGUUUCUAGAAAGACUUAAAGAGGCAUAUCGGAGGUACACUCCCUUUGAUCCAGACAGCCCCGAUCAGGAAGUAAGUGUUUCCAUGUCUUUCAUAUGGCAAUCAGCUCCUGAUAUUAGGAGUAAGCUCCAAAGAAUGGAGAAUUUACAGGGACAAGGUCUUAGGGACCUCUUAAGGGAGGCAGAGAGGAUCUUUAACAAAAGAGAAACACCAGAAGAGAAAGAAGAAAGACAAAAAAGAGAGGAAGAAGAUAGAGAGGCAGUGAGAGAUUGAAAGCGAAAUAAAGAAUUAAGUAGAAUCCUGGCCACAGUAGUGAGAAAAGAAAAUGAAGUCAGAAUAGAAAGGGGGGGAGAUCAAGGGCGUGUCCGGUUAGAAAAAGACCAGUGCGCCUACUGCAAGGAAAUAGGACACUGGGUAAAGAACUGCCCCAAGAAAAAGAAAAAACAGCAAGAAGAAAAAGCUGAGAUCCUCAACCUCGAUUAGGGAGGUCGGGGCCAGGAACCCCCACCUGAGCCCAGGGUAACUCUUCAUGUGGGGGGACAGCCAGUCACCUUCAUGGUAGACACUGGGGCGCAACAUUCCGUCCUCACCCAAACGACUGGCCCGCUUAGUAAAAAGACAAUAUGGGUAGAAGGGGCUACUGGAGCAAAGCGUUACCGCUGGACUACAGGCCGGAAAGUCCAGCUCGCCUCAGGGACCGUGACUCAUACCUUUUUACAUGUACCAGACUGUCCCUACCCUUUGUUAGGAAGAGAUCUACUAACCAAGCUUGGAGCACACAUUUAUUUUGAAAGAAAAGGGGCUAGAAUCACAGAUUCCACAGGAGCACAGAUACAGGUACUUACCCUCCAACUAGAAAAUGAAUACAGAUUACAUCGUGCCCCCGUUCCUGUCCAGGAGGGCAUGGAUCGGUGGUUGUCCAAAUAUCCAGAUGCUUGGGAAGAAACAGGAGGAAUGGGGCUGGCCAUCCAUCAGCCGCCCCUAAUCAUUGAACUGAAGGCCACCGUGGCCUCAGUAGCUGUCAAACAAUAUCCCAUGGCGACCGAGGCUCGCCAAGGAAUUAGGCCACAUAUCAAAAGACUAUUAGAACAAGGGAUAUUAAUCCCAUCCGCGUUUGUACCUGUCGGGUGGGGCUCUGGGACCAGCAGGCAGAGAGCCGCACCAGGUCGCCACGGCAACCACCGCAGCCCCAGCCAUCCCCAGGGACACGGAACGGAGGGAAGCGGCCUAGGGCAGGCGGGAGACGGCGGCCGCCGCUUCCUGGUGCUCAGCGCUCCUUCCCCAAGCCAACACCGGCUCUUCCCCUGCGUUCUCGGCAAACCUAAGGCUCAGCUCCAAGGAAACGCCAGCCCGGUACUACUCGGGCUUUUUCCUGCGUUUCCCCCGAAGACCGGGAUCUGGCCGAGGGCCCGCGAGCGUAAAGGGGGCGCGGGAGGAGGGGAGCAAUCUGGGCCUUGCACUCGACCUCACCCCGCCCAGGCGCGCGCCACACCAUAUAAGGACUGGAGAAAGCGGCCCCGCCCCCCCCUUCCCCAGGGGUUCGGCUCCGCUCUCCCUCUGCCCGACCAAUUGCGAUCAGGCUCCGCCUCUUUACCCUAA